Dromiciops gliroides (monito del monte) is the source of this 7896-nucleotide messenger RNA. RefSeq names its product solute carrier family 6 member 17 (gene SLC6A17). NCBI's taxonomy places the organism in Eukaryota, Metazoa, Chordata, Mammalia, Microbiotheria, Microbiotheriidae. The transcript has 13 exons. The record is from RefSeq and is a predicted model, not a curated record. Bases 928 to 3111 code for a protein of 727 amino acids. Gene Ontology annotation, biological process: sodium ion transmembrane transport; glycine transport; proline transport. Gene Ontology annotation, cellular component: synaptic vesicle; plasma membrane.
CCAUCCCCACAGAUGGAGACUAGGGCACCCCUCCUCUCUUCCCACUCCUCAGCCUCCUGUCCUUAUCAGAGCUCCGUCUACAGCACGCGUGCCUCUCCCAUUGACGCGGGACCGCGAAUGAGUCAAGCUUGCGUCACGAGCUCAGCGGAAAGAGUGGCCUUCCGGAAAACCAGGGACAGUACAAAGUGCCGCUGUCCCCCGUGCUGACAGGGGCAUCCAGACACGGUGCCAGGGUGCAGGGCAGGGCUGAGCUGAGUUCCUCUGAGCAAAGCACAGCGUGCGCACCACCAGAUUAGGCAGCCUCACGUCGGUGCUCGUCAGGAGGAGAGAAGCGUGGCCAGAGACGACCUCACCAUCGCGGCCGCCACUACCUCCAUCACCAUUAUCAGGCGCUUUGCCCCACUGGCGACCUGGAGACAGAACCGCCCCAAACGAACCUCCGCUAGCCCUGUGCGGCAGCUCCCGGAGCAGCGGGCCCAGGAUAGCUUGGCUGGGUAGGAUUGGCGCUCCCGAACGCUAAAAGCAAAGUGAGGGGGGCGGAGGGGGGGGUGCUUGUCGCGUGCGCCGGCGUGCGCAGCUCCGCCUGGAAACGCAGCCCCGGGCUCUGGGCGCUGCACCCAGACUGUCGGGCGUCUGGACACGGGUGUGAGAGCGCGUGAGCUCGGAGCCUCGGAGCCAGGACCCAGCUAGGAUCUCAGCUGCUCCGGUUGCACUUAGGGCGGAGGCUCCACGGAGUCCACUGGACAGACCAGGCUGCAGGUGUUCUCAAAUAAUCAGAUGUCCUGCAAACACCACAGGCACAUGAUGGGAUGGAGGAAGGACCUAUCAAUUCAGGUUCCCUGGAUGAGAAGGAGCUGAAGACGGCUCCCAUCCCACCUUCUCUGUAAGCCCAGGGGUGGGGGCCUUGGGGCCCUUUGGGGGUCACCAAUGCCGAAGAACAGCAAAGUGACACAGCGGGAGCACAGUAACGAGCAUGUCACGGAGUCUGUGGCCGACCUGCUGGCCCAUGAGGAACCAGUGGACUACAAGCACAGCGUCCUGAAUAUGGCCGGAGAGACCCAGGACAAGCAGAAGGAUGUGGAGGAAGACCUGGAGGCUGAGGACAGGCCUGCCUGGAAUAGUAAGCUACAGUACAUCCUGGCGCAGAUCGGCUUCUCCGUGGGCCUGGGCAAUGUCUGGAGGUUUCCAUAUUUAUGCCAGAAAAAUGGUGGAGGUGCCUACCUUGUGCCCUACCUGGUGCUGCUGAUCAUCAUUGGGAUCCCACUCUUCUUCUUAGAACUGGCUGUGGGUCAAAGGAUACGCCGGGGCAGCAUUGGAGUGUGGCACUAUGUGUGCCCCCGGCUGGGUGGCAUUGGCUUCUCCAGUUGCAUUGUCUGCCUCUUCGUUGGGUUGUAUUACAACGUGAUCAUCGGCUGGAGCAUAUUUUAUUUCUUCAAAUCCUUCCAGUAUCCAUUGCCAUGGAGUGAGUGCCCUGUAAUUAGGAAUGGAACCACUGCAGUGGUGGAGGAAGAAUGUGAUAAAAGUUCAGCUACCACCUACUUCUGGUAUCGGGAGGCUCUGGACAUCUCCAACUCCAUCUCAGAGAGUGGGGGGCUCAACUGGAAGAUGACCCUGUGCCUCCUUGUGGCUUGGAGCAUUGUGGGUAUGGCUGUGGUCAAGGGAAUUCAGUCUUCAGGGAAGGUGAUGUAUUUCAGCUCCCUUUUCCCCUAUGCGGUGCUGGCCUGCUUCCUCGUUCGAGGGCUGCUGCUACGGGGAGCUGUGGAUGGGAUCUUGCACAUGUUUACUCCCAAGCUAGACAAGAUGCUGGACCCCCAGGUGUGGCGGGAGGCGGCCACCCAGGUCUUCUUUGCCUUGGGGUUGGGCUUUGGGGGGGUCAUCGCCUUCUCCAGCUACAACAAACAGGAUAACAACUGCCACUUUGAUGCCGCCCUGGUGUCCUUCAUCAACUUCUUCACCUCGGUGCUGGCCACCCUGGUCGUUUUUGCUGUGCUGGGCUUCAAGGCCAACAUCAUGAAUGAGAAGUGUGUGGUCGAGAAUGCAGAGAAGAUCCUUGGGUACCUGCACACCAAUGUCUUGAGCCAUGACCUCAUCCCACCUCACGUCAACUUCUCCCACCUGACUGCCCAUGACUACAGUGAGAUGUACAAGGUCAUCAUGACCGUCAAGGAGGACCGAUUCCAGGAACUGGGCCUGGACCCCUGUCUUCUGGAGGAUGAGCUCAAUAAGUCUGUGCAGGGGACUGGCCUGGCUUUCAUUGCCUUCACGGAGGCCAUGACCCACUUCCCAGCCUCUCCCUUCUGGUCUGUCUUGUUCUUCCUUAUGCUGAUCAACCUGGGCCUGGGCAGCAUGAUCGGGACCAUGGCUGGGAUCACCACACCCAUCAUUGAUACCUUCAAGGUGCCAAAGGAAAUGUUCACAGUUGGGUGCUGUAUCUUUGCGUUUCUUGUGGGUCUCCUGUUUGUCCAGCGCUCUGGGAACUACUUUGUCACCAUGUUUGAUGACUACUCGGCCACUCUGCCCCUCACCGUCAUUGUCAUCCUAGAGAACAUUGCUGUAUCCUGGAUUUACGGGACCAAGAAGUUCAUGCAGGAGCUGACGGAGAUGCUGGGCUUCCGGCCCUACCAAUUCUACUUCUAUAUGUGGAAGUAUGUGUCUCCGCUGUGCAUGGCCAUUCUCACCACUGCCAGCAUCAUCCAGCUGGGUGUCACCCCACCAGGCUACAGUGCCUGGAUCAAGGAAGAGGCUGCAGAGCGGUACCUCUAUUUCCCCAACUGGGCCAUGGCUAUCCUGAUCACUCUCAUUGUCCUGGCCAUUCUGCCCAUCCCUGUGGUCUUCAUCCUCCGCCAGUUCCACCUGCUGUCGGAUGGCUCCAAUACCCUGUCUGUGUCCUACAAGAAGGGCCGGAUGAUGAAGGACAUCUCCAAUUUGGAAGAAAAUGAUGAAACCCGCUUCAUCCUGAGCAAGAUGCCCAGUGAGACUCCCUCCCCGAUGCCCACCCACCGCUCCUACCUUGGCCCAGGAAACACAUCCCCCCUGGAGAUGACCAGUGCCCCCAACGGACGCUAUGGGAGCGGAUACCUGCUGGCCAGCACCCCUGAAUCUGAGCUGUGACCAUUGUCACUCUACUUCCCACCCUCCAUCCCUCACCUGCCUCUGGUCUACCCUCCUACUGCCCAUAUUCCUGACCGGUGGUGGCACCAUCCCCAGUUCAAAUGGCUAUUGGAUUCUCAGAGCCACCACCUUGCCUCUUAGAAUCAUUCCUGGGACCCUCGGUGUAAGGAACAAGGGAUUAGGAACUCGUUCCCUUCCCUACUACCCCCAUAUUUGCCUGUCUCUCUAACCAUCCAGCCCCCUCCAUACGUCUGGCCAAAUUACAUACCCUAGGAGGUGCCAUCACUAUAGUUUAGGUGCUGUGGUGGCUGUGUCAGAGAUGACUCAGGAAUUUGGAUUCCCAGCCUAGCAGCUAGUCCAGGUGACUCCUGAGGCAUCCCUUUCACCUCUUCCCCCAUUUUCUACCACCUCUAGUUGUCUCUCUCCUUUGGUGUUUUCUUGCUCCUUACCUGGACAGAGCUUGACAAGGCAGUGACUCCAAUAAGACCGCAGGUUCCUCUCUUGGGAUCAGCAGGUUACCACCAUGUUGGUGAUCUGGGAGAAAGAUGCAACUCAUCCUUGUAGGCACAAGCAAUGGGGUGGGCAGCCCCUGGGAGGCCUUUGUGAGAGAGAGCAGGGAAAUUGCCGCUGGGGCCUCAGGUAGUAUGGAUGUAGGGCUUUCCUCAUGCCUGAUCCUGUUGAGGGGAGCUUGGGGGAGAGGAGGGGGAGUGAUGAGUUGAUGAUGAAUGGAUUUCAGCACUGAGCGAUAUUCCUGACACUGCCCAAAGUGUAGGAGAUCUCGCUCAGGGACCAGUAUAAGGUCUCCCCCAGCUGCGGGAGAAAAGAGGGGAGGUGAAUUAUUGAAGGAUGCUCCUUUUACAGUGUGUGUGCACACGGACACAUCUGUCCUGCUGUCUGUCUCCUCGUGUCUGUGAGAAUAGCCCUGCCUGGGGUCAGGUGAGCAUCUCAGCUCGGGAAUGCUUCGUUUAGCUCUGAGUCAAACCUGAAGGCAGUGGCCUUCGACUCUCUCCAGUUCUGGGAGCAAGGACAGUUGGGAGUGAGGUGGGCUGGGGGCAGAGGCUGCUCCCAAAUUUGUUUUCAGAAGCACAUGAUUCCCCCCUCUCCUCCCCUUGCGCCCCCCCACCCCGCCCCCGCCCACCAUUCCAGGCAUCAGGGCAGUCCUCUCCACAGGCAGCUACUCCCUCCAGAGCAGGAGGGCCCCGGGAUCUGGAGGAUUCUCUGAGCUCCUAGGAGUGUCAAGGGGACUCUGGCCCAGGACCUGCCUUGCCCAUGUUUGGUUAAUUAGGCACAAGAGGGAGAAGUCCUCAGGUCUGGGGUAAAGAGUUUCAAUUUCACUGCCUCCCCAGCCCUGAUGGCCACUCCCCAAUCCUGCACAACCCCUUCUGGACUGUCUGCACAAUCCCAAUGGCAACUCCUUUCAGUGCCCCCUCCCCCCAGGGGUUCUUUUCACAACAUCAUGCCCAGUAUUCUAAUCCGGACUUGCCUGGUUGAGGGCUAGCCCCCGCCCAGGAGGCAUCGGGAUUUCUGAGCACAAACAUGGAAUCACAGGACCUGAGUUCAAAUCCCUGUUCUGUCACUUGCUACCCACAUAGUUUAUCUGUAAAAUAAGCGGGUUGGAUUAGAUGACCUCUCAAUCCUGUGACAGUGGUAGGGAAGUUGUGCAAAUGAAGAAAACACUUCGUGUUUCAGAAUUUAAUUGGGAACUGAGUAUCUGAUGAAUGAAUUAACAAAUGAAUGAACGAACAAAUUGCCCUCAAACUUUCCCUGGCUUAGAAACCGAUUCUCUGCCUUUAGACAAUUCUUCCACGGUGAGGUACUAGGCAAAAGUGCUUGGUCCAGGUCCCUCGGGGAAGGACCCUGAAGUACCUUCCUUGGAUGGAUGUGGCCAAGGUUUCACUCAGGAUCAGGAGGGGACAGACAGACUGAGCCUAGGAUCCCCUUCUCCUCUCUCUGUCUUCUGCACCUUGGCCAUCCCCUUCCAUCUUCUCAUCUUUCAUCCUGUCCAGCCUCUCUCUUUUCCUGGCUGCUGCUUCUGCUUCUUCCUUGCCUUCUCUCUCCCCCCCACCCCCCCACCCCAUCCUCUUAGGGCCUCCUAUGUGGGAGGUCCUUACUUAUUCCCACAGUAGGGUGAGCAUAUGAAUGAAUCUGUCCCAAUCUUUGGUGCCCUCACCUCCCAGAGACUGAUUACUCCUCCCUCUUCCCACCCCUGUCCUCACCUUUGCCCUGAGCUUGAUCUUCAGUGAAAUUAGGUAGGAAAAGGAAAAUUUAAAAAACCCGAGAGAGACAUACAUUAUAUAUAAUAUAUAUAAUAUUCUAUAUAUUCUAUUUCUAUUGUAUAUAUGAGCUGUACAUGUCCGUGUAAAUGCUGUUUAAUGAGAAGCCCAAAGCAGUGAUUAGUGGACUAUUUUCAUCCUCAGUGCUGUACAGAUAUAUUUUCAUUGUAUAUUUGAUAUUUAUAAUUUUUUUUUAGUGUUUGGCUGGGUGAGACCCCAGCCUGACAGCCUGCAGGGGCAGGGCACUGGGCUGGGUGGGUGGGUGGGGGGAACCACUCUUUUGUUUUAUGUGGGGUUCAGUAUUGCAUUGUAACCAUUCGCUGUAGGCUGGGGCCUGGUUCCCGCUGUGUUGUUACUUACUGUGUGUUAGCCAUAGGGCUCCUUUGAUAGGUGAGUAGGAGCUUCGUGCAGGCGUGUGUUAGGAUUUGUGAUUCCUUGUGUCUACUGCUUUCCUGGGCCUUUUACCCACUCCUGCCUGCUGCUGUCCCACACUAGACCUUGGACUGAUAGAUUGGAAAUGAGGGAAGAAAAGGCCCCCACCGGUGGGGGUGCCCUUUACCUACUAGGCUUUUACCUUGGGACAACAGAGGCCUUAGUCUACAGAGUGAAUUUUACUCCAGGGUGAUGUCUGUCCAUCUGUCUGUCUGUUUGUCUUUCUGUAAGUAGCCAGAGUGAGCUAUCCAUGGAUCCCAUGUGUCUAGAAGUGGUUUGCAUUCAUAAAUGAGCAGGAACAGAGUAAGACAUUAUCACCCUGGCCACUCUUCAGAGAUAGAGAAAAGGGCAAGCAAAACCCUGAACCUUCUCUUCCCACCAACAACUUAGGUGCUCCCAUCAAGUUCAUAGUCCCUCUUACCAGAGAAGAAACUCCUCCAUGUCACUGGCUGGGGGAGGUCCUUUCAUCUAUCCCCCUGUCUCUGUGCUUAUUGAUGCUGACAAUGCAGUAAGCUUAACCUGGCAGAUUGGCAUGAGUAUAUGGGAUGCAAGUUGAGGGGAUCUCUGCUGUUCUUAAAGAUUCUUCAGUGUUCCAGUUUGGGGUACCCCCGUACUUACUAGGGACAAAGCACUGGGGUGGAGGCGGGGAGGGACAGAGGCAGCCAGGCUGUCUUUACCACAAACUCCAACUUUUCUACUUGAUGGAACAAAAGAGUUUGGUUGAUAAGGGUAAAAGACUGGCCUCUGGGGCUCUAAGGGACAGAUUCAUGGGAAUGGGGGGUAGGACAUGCCUUUUGUGUCCUCCUCUCAACUUCCCUAGCUACUGCUUGGCUUGGUAAAACUUGGUAAAGGGCCAGAAUUCAUAUGCAAGAAGUCCAAGGAAACCAGAGGAUCCCAGACAAAGCCCUUCCCUGUACCCCAUUAUUUCCACUCUCACAAUCUUACAGGAGGGGUUCUCCUUAGGUAUGGGCAGGCCAGGACCCACCCAGCCCACACCUGGGAGCUGUGGGCCAUAACAUCACUGGGGAGAAAGAGUGGGCAGGAGCUGAGCACAUCCCUGGUUCCCCUCCUGCUCCUAUCACCAGCUUUUUGCUCAGGGAGAUUUUUCCUCCACCCCGCUAGCAAAGACACUAUGCCAGGCACCGAGCUGGGCUCCCCUAAGGUAUAUGUAAAUGUGGACAAGACCGGUGCUAGCUUGGAUGGAAACAGGUGGGCACUGGGCAGGGUGAGGUUUCUCUUCCCUUGACCACCCCCAACAGGAGCCAGUUGGGCCCAAGCAGGUGUGGGCAGGUUCCUGGCCCUGAUAGCUUUUGCUUUCUAGCAAUAAAUUCCCCAUAGUGCUGGGGACAGUCCCUAAGAAGUGAGUCUGAUGUUAGCUAUGUAAUCUGUGGCCUGUGAGUUGUUGUUAGAAGCUGCUGUUGGUCCUGGCCCCCAGUGCUUGCCUGCAGUAUUACUAACUGGCCCCAGUGGCCACCACAUUCCAGCCCUCCUCCCCAUCCUUCAACCCUGUCCGAGGUUUUCAGCUCAUCCACCUGCUCUGAAUGAAGGGCAUUUGGUUCUGCCUCUCAGAAAUGCCUUACAUCUGCCCACCCCAACCCCAGGGUGAGCAGAAGGCAACCAGAUUUAACACCUCACCGCCCCUACGUUAUUUCCCAAACCUCCCUCCCACCAGCUCAAUGAGCGUUCUAAAGUCCUUUCUCAGCUUAAAACACUGAGUUUGGCCCAGAAUUCUUUGCACAGCCUGGAGGCAGCUAAAGUGGUUUCUCAGAGAGAACAAGCUCUUCUCCCAGACCCUGGAGUUCUGGGGGUCAGGUUUGUCUCCCAACUAGGGUGGAACUGAAGGACUGGGAUCUGGAGGAAGGUUCUCAAGGACAGAUGGAGGCCACUGUCUCCUCGGCCAGGUUCCAUUGUACAGAUAGUUAGAUACAAGCACACAACUUAUAGCCACUUUGUUUUCUAGUAAAAGUUGAAAUAUAAUUCAGCACAUACGAUCCCUCCCCUCUCCCACCCCCCCACCCCAUGAUGUAGCCGGUCAGAGCUCUUAUUAAAAACUGCCCUACUUCAGGAGGAGGGAACACGA